Messenger RNA from Salpingoeca rosetta, 2156 nucleotides. RefSeq lists its product as uncharacterized. The coding region runs from base 312 to 1823 and encodes 503 amino acids. The record is from RefSeq and is a predicted model, not a curated record. Lineage: Eukaryota; Choanoflagellata; Craspedida; Salpingoecidae. The transcript is spliced from 11 exons.
CCCAACUACACACAACGCGCAACCACACACACGCAACCACCCACAACCCUCAAACACGCACACACGCCGCACACACCAGAACCAAAAGCAGUGGACCCAAUCUCGUGCCAACCCCAUACUCCCAUUCCAGACGAAAACGAGGAACAAGCACGGCAGAUAAGCAAGGCACAGGUAGCCAGCCAUCCAUUCAUCUUCACCUCCAAUCCACAGGUCUCUGUCACCACCAACACCAGCACCACAAACACCACAGGCGGCAGCACAGGCGGCACCACCAAUACAAACCACCAGCACCACCCCCACAAACACCGACGAUGGCCACGCUGUCGCUUGGAGCGCCUUCAUCGAGGGGAACGGCAGCCAAUACGAGGCUGUCGCCCACGCCGCAGGGCAAGGACUCGGACAUGCUGAAGCAGAUGAUUCAACGCGCCACAUCGCCACAACCAUCACCACCACCACAACCACAGCCACCGGCACAGUUGCGAUCGCCGCCACAGGAGAUGAUGGGGCCGCGGCUGAGUCGGGCCACGAACCAACGGCAGCGCGUGCAGGCAUCGCCACAGCCACCACACUCAUCACCACCGCCGCCGCCAGCCGGCAGCAGGAAGGCCUACGCCGCCACACCGGGCAAGGGCACCACGAGGAGACAGGCAGCGAGCGCCGGCUCGGCAUCCCGCAAGUCCCCUGUCGGGUUUGGCUCUCAAAGCACCCGCUUCAGCACAGCGGGCACAUACCCGCGCGCGCUUCGCCCUGGAACUUGCAUUGCCGCCACAUACACCUACAAGGACGAGGACCGUCGACGUGGGCCCGGCAUGCACGAGAUCCCGCUUGACGAGACGUUGCGAUCAGCAACCAAGAUGACGCGCAAGAACACCGAGCCCGAGUGGUCGCGGCAGGCGAGCCAUCCGCACCGCAUGCGCUUGGGCGUCUCCACCGUCCACCAGCGGCUCAAGAAGAAGCGCGAGAAGGAGGCGAGGCAGCUUGGCCCCGGCACAUAUGUUGCGCGGUCGUUCACGGAAGAUUCAUACGGCCACAUACCCAUGUCGCUGUCCAGGCCCGGCGCGCGUCUAGCGCCGCCCGACGAGCAGCGCCUGCGUCUCCCUGACGCAACCACAUAUGCGGACGCGCACGACAAGUUCGAUGCAUAUGUGCGCAGCAGAAAGUCGCCGAGUCGCGUGGGCGUGAUGGAGGGCGCGGCGCAGCGGGCGGCCCUGCAACGCGCGGGUGGGACGGACAUACCGCCAAACAUGUAUGCGGAUGCGUUUGCAGCGCCGCUGAUGAAGGCCGCGGUGACGGAGCGCGGGCCAUACGACACAUCCAGCGGAAAGCGAUUCGCUGUCAGGAAGAAGUCGUAUGACCUGGUGCCGGGCCAAUACGGCGUGGUUGAUCUCGCCCCGCUCUCAUCCAGCCCGCGCCCGCGCACAGCAGAGUUCUCAAAGAUGCAGCGCUUUGGUGCCAAGACGGGCAUGCGUCUGGAAGGACAGCUGGCCGGACUCGGGGAGGACUCGCUAGGCCCCGGCCACUACACGUCUGACCUUGCCCAGACGUACCCGCCCCCACACGGACCGCAGCGCCGCCGCAAACACGGACCGGCGUUUGGCUCGACCACCAACAGAAAAACGUUCUUUGACGACGUGAUUCGACGCAGCGCUCGGACCCCGACGGACCCAGCGGAGUACAAUCCGCCCGUGCCCGGGUCGCAGCACGCGGCGGGCCGGUACCGCCAGACAUACGGCAGCUGCCUCAAGUCAACCGUCGGGAGGUUUGACUUCAAGGGCCACUCCUACGAGUUUGCACGCGAGCGGCUGGCGGCGUCGCGUCGCUAACAUAACUCCACCUCGCGUUGAGCAUUCUCAUCACGGGAGCAUCACCAGCAGCGUCCAUCUUGCAUGUGUUUCUGCGUCCCUUUUCGUGCUUGGUGGGAAUGUAAUGUAACAAUUGGUUUUGUCGGGGUGCGUCGGGUUGUGUGGUUGUUUCGUGUCUCAUGAACUGAUGUCAUAGAUAAUGCAGUUUGCUUUGAGUUGUGUGUGUGUGUGUGUGUGUAUUGGCAGAUGUUGUGAGUGCUCGCGUACGUGCGUGUGCGGGUGUGUGUGUUGGCAGAUAUUGUGAGUGCUCGCGUGCGUGGGCGUCACGUCGAUGAAUACAACACAGAACACCAA